AUGGACGCAGCAAGUAUUAGAAUAGAUGCACCAUUGGUUGCCCAAAACCAAGGAAAAAUUGUCCGUAUUAUAGGAACAUGUGAAUCAUUUGAUUCAUCUUCGAACCAUGCAGUAUUGAAAAGUAACGGAUCUAUAAGUCUUGUGUUAAACUCCGGUGAUUCGUUGGAUAUCAAUAAAAAUUAUGAAAUAAUUGGAAAAGUUAAUACCGAUGCUUCGUCCGUAAGAGUGUUAUCAAUAAUAGAGUUGUCCGACAAUAUAAAUUUUGAAGCCGUUCAGAAACUAGUUAGCUAUGUGCAGAAGGUUCCAGAGUUGUACUAUUAG
Dujonia railenensis is the source of this 321-nucleotide messenger RNA. NCBI's taxonomy places the organism in Eukaryota, Fungi, Ascomycota, Pichiomycetes, Serinales, Debaryomycetaceae. The record is from the annotation of a GenBank genome assembly.